This is a messenger RNA of Raphanus sativus (radish), 1280 nucleotides long. RefSeq names its product putative F-box protein At1g26515. The coding region runs from base 72 to 1199 and encodes 375 amino acids. Gene Ontology annotation, molecular function: protein binding. Lineage: Eukaryota; Viridiplantae; Streptophyta; Magnoliopsida; Brassicales; Brassicaceae. The transcript has a single exon. The record is from RefSeq and is a predicted model, not a curated record.
AUUAAAACAAUAUCAAGAGGGAAGAAAGAUUUGCAUAGAGAGAGAGAGAAAGAACUAGGGUUGAGGAUAUCAUGAUCCGAAGAAGUCUCCCUCUUUGCAACAAGAGCAAAACCAACGUUGCUGUUCCUUUGGAUCUGCAGAUCGAGAUUCUUAGACGGUUGCCUUCAAAAUCCCUAGUUAGGUUUAUGCUCGUAUGUAAAUCAUGGCAAGAAAUCAUCAGCAGCAAGAGUUUCAUCAGAUUACGAUCCUUCUUCACUCAGCCUUUGCGUUUCCUACUCGUUUUUUCCGAUAAAGAUGAGCAAACGGGACGCCUAAGUUUCAGCUUCUUCUCUUCAUCUUCUCUGUCGUCGUCAUCAACAUCAAUAACAACCACUUUCCUAUCCAAAAUAAUUUUCCCUCUCCCUCGAGUCUGGUUCCCUAGUUAUUACGUUAACGGUCUGAUGAAUAUGGGUGAGAUAAUAUGCAACCCUUGCACUGGAAGGACCGCAUAUUUACCAAAGCUUGACGAUAAUAGAGAUACGACACUCGGACGCUUUUUCGGAUAUGAUCCUAUCAAUAAACAGUACAAAGUACUGUGGGUCCCCCCGGAUCUUGCAGGACACGCAACACGUCGGUUUAAUCAAUAUCAGGUAUUCACAUUGGGAGCUAAACCUAAUAAAUGGAGAUUUAUCGAUUGCGGCAUUCCUCACACAACCUCGUCUAAAGGUCUGUGUAUUGAUGGAGUUGUGUACUACAUGGCGAGAACGGACAUUGGAUUGACGUGUCUGAUGAAAUUCGUUUUGAACUCUGAGAAGUUCAAUAUCUUUGCUAGAGUCUCUGACGAAACGAAAGCUUUGUUUUCAGAUUUCAAAAGUUCUAAAACUUUGAUAAACUACCAUGGAAAAGUAGCCCUAGCCAUUUCUCACACUACUAAGCCAGUGCCUUCGAUUGAUUUGUUCCUUUUCGAAGAAGGAAAACAGGAUUACAAAGCGAAGUCUUUCAAUAAUCUUCCCCCGCUUAAUUUACGUACCAAAUGUGUUAUUAAUCAUAUGGGUGAUAUUAUUUUUGCACCUAGCUAUACCAGAGGAGAGGCUAAUAUUAUCUACCACGAUUUCGAGGGAGCCAGUUUUAAGAUGAAGUUUGAUCUUGAUGUAAACCAAGAUUGUUUUAAUGAAGAAAGUUAUUUUGUGGGUUACGUAGAGAGUCUCGUGAUGAUUUAAGCUAGCUAGGGAGAGUUAUUAUUUCCAUCGUUUUUUUUGUGGUCGUAUGUUGCCACUACAGUUCAUGUCUCUUAUAUCUCA